GGUCAGGGCACCGUGAAGGAGGAGGAGGCAGCUGGGUUCGGCAUCCGCCCCAUUCCCUCUGUGUGCCGAGGGUGUUGGAAGGACGGGACGAACCCACGGACCCUGCUCCGCUAGGGCUGAGAUCUAGCACAGCCAUGGCCUCCAGUGUGGGUGGCCUCGACAGCCUCGACCUGCUGGACCUCCUCUUCGACCGCGAGGACGGGAUCCUCCGUGGCGUGGAGCUGCGGAUGCCUGUGGGCUCCUGGCAAGAGGACGUGCAUGCUCAGAACGGCGAGGACUUCCUCAGCUCCAUCCUGGGCUCUGGGGACUCGGCGUCGGAUUCUCCUGGCUGGUCGCCAGCUGCCAGCGACAGCGGGGUCUCCGAGGACCCCCCCUCUGACCAGCUCGACAGCCCCCUGGGGUGCUGCGAUGGGGGGGCCGGCGAGGCCCCCUACCCCUACCGUGACCCUGGCCAGGCCCUGCCCCUGCUGGGGAUGCCGAGGGCCCCGCGCCCCGAAGUCUCCAUUGACCUGGACAUGUGGCACCCUGGUUACUUCCUGGAGGAGAGCCAGGACCCACCCGUGGCCCCUGCGCCCGCAUCCUGCACCCUCACCGUCAAGGACCUGCUGCUCUCGGGCAGCUCCGACCCCCAGCUGCCAGUGCCCAGCUCCCUGCUGCGGCACAGCCAGGGGCAGUGCCAGGAGCUGGUGCUGACAGAGGACGAGAAGAAGCUGCUGGCGAAGGAGGGGGUGUCCCUGCCCACCCAGCUGCCCCUCACCAAGUACGAGGAGCGGGUGCUGAAGAAGAUCCGGAGGAAGAUCCGGAACAAGCAGUCAGCUCAGGAGAGCCGCAAGAAGAAGAAGGAGUAUAUCGAUGGGCUGGAGAGCCGGAUGUCAGCGUGCACGGCCCAGAACCAGGAGCUGCAGAGGAAGGUCCUGCACCUGGAGAAGCAGAACUCGUCCCUCCUAGAGCAGCUGAAGAAGCUCCAGGCCCUCGUGGUGCAGUCGACCAACAAGGCAGCACAGACGGGCACCUGCAUCGCAGUCCUGCUGCUCUCCUUCACGCUCAUCGUCUUCCCCUCCAUCAGCCCCUUCGCCCCCAACAAGGCUGAGCCGGACGGUGACUUCGGACCAGUGCGAGUUUUCUCCAGGUCCCUGCACAAUGCGGCUGCCUCACGCGUGGCCUACGUGCAGCCCCAUCCCGGGGACGAGAAGCCCCCAGAGCCGCUGUGGCCAGAGCGCCCGGGAGAAGCCCCUGAGACCCUGCACGAAGCCUUUGGCAGCCACACGUUCCCCCCACGCCUGGACAGAGCCUCCCCCCGCAACAGCACACGGCCGCUCGCCCCAGAGGUGAUGAGCCGCGGCGAUGGGGAUGGCACUACACACCCAGGGGACAGUGCUGUGCCACCGCUUGCCUGGACCAAGCCCAGCCAUGUUGGCCCAACAGUGCUGGAGCCAGCUGAGGAGCUUUAAGCAGCACCCAGGAACGCGGGGGAUGCAAUGGGGUGGCUCAGCACCCCAUCCCCUAUGGGACAGGGCCUUGAGGUAGCCCCGCUGGUGUCCCCCCUCCAGGCAUGAGCACAGGCUGGACCCACUUGGUCUUGCUCAUAUCUGUGAAUUGGGAAGGGGCAACUGGUUCCCACUGACCUUAGGGGGAGGGAAGGGGCUACUCUCACUCCCGCAGGCAGCAGGAGUUAUAGGGAGACACUUGGGUCCCCCAGGAUGGGGACAAGGGGAUGGGAGGGGCACUGGGCUGGUUGGUCAUUGAUGUUGCAACUUGUUGGUUUUGUUCUUUUUUUAAGCUUCAUUUUAAUCUCUAAAUAAAAGGUAUUUUUGAACAAA
This is a messenger RNA of Dromaius novaehollandiae (emu), 1820 nucleotides long. RefSeq names its product cAMP responsive element binding protein 3 like 3 (gene CREB3L3). The transcript is spliced from 10 exons. Bases 135 to 1451 code for a protein of 438 amino acids. The record is from RefSeq and is a predicted model, not a curated record. Gene Ontology annotation, cellular component: nucleus. Gene Ontology annotation, biological process: regulation of transcription by RNA polymerase II. Gene Ontology annotation, molecular function: RNA polymerase II cis-regulatory region sequence-specific DNA binding; DNA-binding transcription factor activity, RNA polymerase II-specific. Lineage: Eukaryota; Metazoa; Chordata; Aves; Casuariiformes; Dromaiidae.